CGCCGGCUGCUAGUGUGCUAACGGACACCCUACGGGAAACAUCGUCACCGUCGCCAAUCUCGUACGCGUGUGGCAUUACCGACGUGCAUAUUUACGCGAUCGACGACGAAAAUUCAUCCUGUAAUAUCAAUGUACUCCACGGUGCUGCAAUGAUGACACAUUAUAUUUGUGUUUUUUUCUUCGAAUGUUUUUGUCUGGUUGACUUUCCUUAAAACACGACUUUAUUUUUACAGUAGUAUCAGUUUUUUCUCAAUGCAAUCGUUGAUAAUUUACUGGAAAUGGAAACGCUGCAGGUCAAUAUUACAGUCUGGAACCUGAUGGUUUGUUUUUGUCUCCUUAUCACAAGCGUUUUCAUAGUCGGCGGUAAGCCACAGCAGACGGGCAAAGAAGUCGAUCCGAACGCAAAUUCGGUGAAUCAAUUCAGUCAUGAAACGUCAAUGCCAAGAUUUGCCGAGCCUAUACCAAACGUUACGGUCAGCAUUGGCAGAGACGCAUUAUUGGCGUGUGUGGUGGACAACCUACGUGGAUUUAAGGUCGCAUGGGUCAGGGUAGAUACUCAGACAAUUUUGUCCAUUCAUCACAAUGUUAUUACCCAAAAUCCUAGGGUAACGCUUUCUUACAACGAUCACCGAUCGUGGUAUCUGCACAUUAGAGACGUGCAUGAAGAAGAUCGGGGAUGGUACAUGUGCCAAGUGAACACGGACCCGAUGAGAAGUCGACAAGGGUACUUGCAAGUGGUCGUACCCCCGAGCAUCAUAGACAAGGAGACGAGCACAGACAUGGUGGUGCGCGAAGCGAGUAAUGCUACUUUAAUAUGCAAAGCUGCCGGAUACCCAGAACCGUAUGUAAUGUGGCGGAGGGAGGAUGGCGACGAUAUUAAUUACAACGGAGACACAGUUAAUUUCAUCGACGGCGAAGUUUUACACAUAACGAGAGUGAGUAGGCUCCACAUGGGUGCUUAUUUGUGCAUAGCCUCGAACGGUGUUCCUCCUUCCAUCAGCAAAAGAGUCACACUCAAAGUCCAAUUUCCUCCAAUGUUAACUAUUUCGAAUCAACUGGUGGGUGGCUAUAUUGGCCAGGACAUCAAGUUAGAGUGUCACACCGAAGCGUUUCCAACGUCCAUAAAUUUUUGGACGACCGAAAAGGGUGACAUGAUCGUUUCGGAUAUGACGGUUUCAGGCGAAAAAUAUGAGGCCAUAUCCACGGACAGCGGGUAUAACAAGUACAUGAUCCUGAAAAUUAGAAAAUUGUCGCCACAAGAUUUUGGAUCAUACAAAUGUGUGGCAAAGAAUUCACUGGGUGAAACCGAUGGAUUUAUCAAACUAGAUCAAAUUGCAGUGCCGUCAAGACCUAUGGUGAUUACCGAAGAACCAGACGACGAUCGAAAAGAUUAUGACGACGGUGAUAUCGACGGUGGUAACGGCGGCCCACCAGAAACCAUCUUCAAUUCGUUGCCGACAGACAACAGUUCGCUCAACUCGGACGCGGUCCGGUGGUCGCACGAUGGUGUCUUCUGUUGGAUUGCAUCGGCCGGAUGCUGUUGGAUGGCGUCCGCUUUGGCAUUUGGAAGGUGAUCGUUACCGGUCGUGAAUUUCCCAUAACGUUCGAUGCGGAAACGUUAUCGUGCAUGUUAUAUUGUCGCACGAUCUAAAUGUAGUGCGGUGGCGCGUCAUCGUUUCACCCCCGAAACAGGAACGGACUGUAGUAAUUUUUUUAUGCCCUUAAAUUUUCGUGUUUUUGGUUUUUUGUUUAGUAUAAGUGCGUUAUUUUCCUCCUGCAUUUUGUAAGAUAAAAAAAUAAAAACUCAGCGGAUGUUGUGCCGACGAUUAUGUUAUACGAUUAAAUUCGUCGCUUUGGUUUGUAAUAUAUUAUAAUAUACCUAACUGCAGUUAUCAUUAUAUUAUAUUUAUUAUAAUAUUAUGCAAAUCAAAUAAUAUUAUAAUUAUUAUAUAUUGUGUUGUAUUAUUCAGUUAAUUGGAAUUUUUUUUAUAGCAUAAUAAUAUAUUUUAUAAAUUAUAUAAUAUUUCGUCCUAUUCAGCACUGUGUAAUAAUAACAAUACAACAAUAUUUUACAAUGUUGUGAUGUAUAUGCGUGCGUAGUCUCCGCUGAAACCGUUGUAUAUAUUACUAUAGUUAUAAUACUUACUUUGAUCGUUUACAAUAAAUAAAUAAAAACA
Molecule: messenger RNA, 2177 nt
Organism: Rhopalosiphum maidis (corn leaf aphid)
Lineage: Eukaryota; Metazoa; Arthropoda; Insecta; Hemiptera; Aphididae
Product: lachesin-like
Exons: 11
Coding region: 279-1574 (431 amino acids)
Cellular component (GO): neuron projection
Source: RefSeq, a predicted model, not a curated record